AUGCCUCCAAAGCUCAGAUACGUUCGCAUGCCCAAAGAUGACCUUGCCUGGCAGAAGAAUGACGAAGAAGCCGAAACUUGGGAGAAGUCACUGAACAAGGCGGAUGUAUACCGUACGAUUGCCGACAUCAUCAAGAAUAUAAGGGUGGGAUCCGACGCUCCACCCGACGAGGAUGGCGUACGAGCUCCCGACAUCAGCGAGCAAAAACUGGAGUUUCUGUAUGGUCAGAUGGCGAACAUCAUGCUCCAACUGUCUGCUCUUGCAUUUCCUCGAAUCGGCCCCUUGGUUCAGGAAGCGGAUGGACGCUUCACUGUGUCGGGCAGGCCUCUCAUCCAGAACAUGAACUCUCUCGUAGAGUUCACCGGCAUUCCUGCAACACUGGUACCUUCCCAACCAUACUCCUCUGCCAAUGAAUGGUACUCUGCCUUGGCCGAUAUGCAUUUCGCACAGCUCACCUUUCAGCGCAACGAUGCCGUUCUUGACGAGGAAGAUACGCGGGAUAAGUACGUGGCUCGCCAACUGUUUCGGCGGCUGGCGUCCAAAGGGGCAACUUUCGUCUGGGUUUGA
Anthostomella pinea is the source of this 567-nucleotide messenger RNA. NCBI's taxonomy places the organism in Eukaryota, Fungi, Ascomycota, Sordariomycetes, Xylariales, Xylariaceae. The record is from the annotation of a GenBank genome assembly.